GUUCCGAUGAUGAGCCAAAAACAAGAUCAAUACUAUAUAUAAGUUAAUAUUAUGAAAGGUAAUUUAUAGUAUAAUUUCAAUCUCUAUAUACAUAUAAAUUAAUAUUUUAUGAUUAUGGAGAGAGAGAUCCCUGUGAUAUUUUUUGACAAGGAAACCCUAAAGCAAGGAACAGAUUCAUGGAAGUGGGCGUGUAAACAAGUCCGGUUGGGUUUCGAAGAGCAGGGGUGUUUGGAAGUUGUUUUUGACAAAGUUGCUGCCCAAGUCCACAACUCAGUUUUCGAUGCGACUAAGGAUUUGUUCAAACUUCCAGUUGAAACUCUUUCGAGGAAAACUAGUGACAGACUCAGCGUACCCUAUAUUUCCAACUGGUCCCAUAACCCUCUCUAUGAGUCUUUGGGGAUUGACCAUUCCUCAACCCCUCAAGGAGUUGAAAAAUUCACUAACAUUAUGUGGCCACAAGGAAAUGACCCUUUUCGUGAAAGUGUUGUUUCGUUCUCGAAGCUGAUGACAGAAUUGUUUGAAACGGUAACAAGAAUGUUGUUCGAGAGCUAUGGAGUAGAGAGAUUGCACGAGAGUGUAAUGAAGUCAACAUUUCAUCGUUUGAAAUUAUCAAAGUACAGAUCUCCAAAGGAGAAGGAAACCAAUUUGGGGUUACAACCCCAUACGGACAAGACCUUCAUAAAUAUUGUGCACCAGCAUCAAGUUGAAGGUUUACAAAUCAAAUCCAACAAGGAUGGUCACUGGCUUCUCGAUGCUAAACCAUCUCCUAAUUCUUUUGUGGUCUUCGCAGGCGACAUUUUAAGGGCAUGGAGUAAUGAUAGGAUACUUCCUAGUGAACAUCGAGUGAUUAUGAAAGAAGGGAAUAAAGAUAGAUAUGUAAUUGCACUGUUCACAUACAUAGAUGGAAUUAUUGAAGUUCCUGAAGAGAUGGUAGAUAAUGACAAGUACCCUUUACAGUAUAAGCCAAUUGAUCACAUGACCUUUCUACAGAGUUAUUUUGAAGACCAAGAACUGCAAAAAGCUCCAUGUCCUAUUAAAUUCUUUUUUGGUCUUUAAUUAAUAUAUAUAUAUAUAUAUACAUAUAUAUAUAUGUUUAAGAGCCCCUUAAUUAGCUCUUCUGUUCUGUCAGCCUAUAAUAUUGGUUUGUACUUUGUUUAAAUUAAUGUACGUUCUAUAUAUAUAAUAAAUAAUCCAGUGGUGGUUAAUUAUAGGGGCCUAACCAUCAUGUAUGUCAUUUGUAACUGUGUGUACGUGACAACUAUAUAUGAAUGCUGGUUUGAAUAAUAAACUAUAUAUUU
Cannabis sativa is the source of this 1298-nucleotide messenger RNA. RefSeq names its product probable 2-oxoglutarate-dependent dioxygenase AOP1. Lineage: Eukaryota; Viridiplantae; Streptophyta; Magnoliopsida; Rosales; Cannabaceae. The record is from RefSeq and is a predicted model, not a curated record. The coding region runs from base 109 to 1056 and encodes 315 amino acids. The transcript is spliced from 3 exons. Gene Ontology annotation, molecular function: dioxygenase activity.